Messenger RNA from Cooperia oncophora, 366 nucleotides. The record is from the annotation of a GenBank genome assembly. Lineage: Eukaryota; Metazoa; Nematoda; Chromadorea; Rhabditida; Trichostrongylidae.
AUGAAGGAAAAGUUGAAAAGUGCCGAUUUAGGAUAUGGUCAUCUGAUUCCAAUCUCUCCCGAAGGACAAAUUCUGUGCAUGUUCUACGCGAUCCUUGGAAUUCCUCUCACACUUAUUACCAUCGCUGACGUUGCGAAGUUCCUUGCUGAUUUCCUAGGACGGCCUGGUGACGACAACCCGCUAGCAGAGGUUUCUGGCGCUCGUCGCUUCACAGUUCUGCUCAGUCUUUUCGGCUACAUGACGGUAGCGGCGUGGGUGUUCACUUUCUAUGAGUCCGGCUGGUCAUUUCUUGACUCAUUCUACUUCUGCCUUAUAUCACUGCGUUCACACAUAAGUUCAUUCACUGUAUUCAUUAAGAGCAGUUAA